AUGCUUAUGGUCGCCAGCUAUGAAAAGGCUAAAGAAGUUGAUAGACUCGGUGCUCGCCCUGGAGACUUUUACCAAUGCCUUGCUAGAAGAUUGUUGAUACUGACUCCUCCACUGGCCAAUCAAACCGAUCCGCCCUCUCUGCAGCAUGCAAUGGAAGACUCGAUGACAAAUCUCAGCCAUGUUAUGAAUGAUGCUCUCACUCUGCAUGAGCUGGUAGGCAGCUCAAUCGACAAACACGCAUUCCACGGGAAUAUGUCUCUCGACGGAAUUCGGGUGGAUCUUGCUCUGGAAGAAAUCAAAAUGCAAGCAUUCAAUGACAUCGAUGUAACAGAAUUUAUAGGAACGGGUGAGUCAAAUUGCCUAUACAUGGAUUUUAGUUCUGGUAUAUUUGGAGCCGUUCUCGAAAUAUUAUGA
Protopolystoma xenopodis is the source of this 414-nucleotide messenger RNA. The record is from the annotation of a GenBank genome assembly. Lineage: Eukaryota; Metazoa; Platyhelminthes; Monogenea; Polystomatidea; Polystomatidae.